AUUAUAUCCUGGAAAUAUUAAAAAAAAUAAAAAGUUAAAAAGAAUUUUGUCGUCAAGGUAGUUGGCCUAUUUAGUCCACACGCACACACAACACACACUAAUUGGCAUAAUUUUCUUUUAUUCACAAUUCAACCCAUUGAUUUCCAUUAAUUAUAUUUAUUCCCCAUUUUCCUCUUUUUCAUUUACGGUCACUCCUCGCUCCGGUUGUUGUGUAGUCUUGUAGAGAGCAAACCCCACGAUCUCUCUGCUUCAUUUUCUAUCUCAUCAAACUGAAUCAAACCCAUGUUUUAUAUUGGAAGGGAUAAGCACAUUGCCUAGGGCUUAAAAAAUUUGGUUUUUUCACAAUUGGGUUUCAGUUUUUAUUAAUGGGAUGAACUCAUGGACAACUCGGGCAACAACGACGAAGAAACUCGUUUUUUCGACGCACAAGAGCACAUAGAGCAAGAACCGGAUUUCGUUUCUGAUUGUCCCUUAAUUCGGAGUUGGGAAUAUGAUGUGUGGAUAAGUGCUCCCGAGAGUGUUAGUGAGCGAAGAAGGAAGUUCAAUAGAUGGAUGGAAAUCACCGUAGGCGAGUUCGGCGGAGAAAAUCGUGAUAUUAGUAGAAUGAUGGAGGAUGGUGGUGCUGUGCUAAGAACAUCGAUAAGUAUUGAAGAUGAAUUUUCUUCGAGCCGUUCGUCUAUGUCAAGUUGGAAUACAGAUGAUUCGAAUUCGCCCCGUGGGGUGGAUUCGAGCGAGUGUGGGAAUUGCAGUCGUGGUGGUGAAUUUGAUGCAGAUGAGAUUGCGGGAAACGAGGUUGAUAUGAAUAGACCAAGAACAAAGAAAAAUCUGAAAAAAUGGUGGUUGAGUAAAUUGCAUUCGUUGAGUUGUCUGACGAGUAAGAACGUGAUAGAUGAUAAUCUGGGCUCGGUUUGUUUGACUCAAGCUCAGGGAAGAAGAAGGGUUCGAAGAGUUAGGGUUCGUCGUAACAGAAAUAGGUCGAAAGAGCUUUCAGCCCUUUUCACAGGACAAGAUAUCCAAGCCCACGACGGUUCGAUUUCGGUAAUGAAAUUCAGUAACGACGGACGGUAUUUAGCAAGCGCAGGUGAAGAUAAGGUUGUCAGAGUGUGGCAAAUAACGGAAGAUGAGAGAUCCGAUACAACUGACAUACCAGUUUCGGAUUCUUCGUGUGUCUACUUCUCGAUGAAUCGGCUGUCUGAUUUGGGACCUCUAAUGGUGGAAAAAGAAAAAAAUAGCAAAUUCAAAAGUCUAAGAAGAACACAAGACUCUGCUUGUGUUAUCUUUCCUCCUAAAGUUUUCCGAAUUAUCGAGAAGCCACUGCAUGUUUUUCGAGGACACGUCGAUGAAAUCAUGGAUCUUUCUUGGUCGAAGAACAAUUGUCUGCUUUCGUCGUCGGUUGAUAAAACCGUUCGUUUGUGGCGAGUCGGAGUUGAUCGGUGCCUGAAGGUUUUUCAGCACUCUGAUUAUGUGACCUGCAUCCAAUUUAACCCUGUGAACGAUGAUUACUUCAUCAGUGGUUCGAUAGAUGGGAAGGUUCGAAUUUGGGCGACCGAUUGUUGUAAAGUUGUCGACUGGACCGAAACGAAAGACAUUAUCACUGCUGUUUCGUAUCGGCCCGAUGGUCAGGGUGGUAUUAUAGGCUCUGUAAACGGCACCUGUCGUUUUUUUGACUUAUCAGACCAUCAGUUCGAAUUGGGAGCUAAAAUGUGCUUAACGGGUAAGAAGAAGUCACCGUGCAAAAGGAUAACGGGCUUUCAGUUUUUACCGCAAGAUCCGAGCAAAAUAUUAGUCAAUUGUGCUGAUUCAAAAGUCAGAAUUAUCGACGGAACAAAUGUGGUUGGGAAGUACAAAGCAUUUUCAGGCCUUAGAAAUGGUGGAAACCAGAUUUCUGCUUCGUUUACUUCGGACGGGAAACACAUUGUAUCAGCAUCGGAAGAUUCAAAUGUCUACAUUUGGAAAUAUGCCGAUCAAGAAGAUUCCUCAUUCUUACAACCAAAAGCCGUUAAAUCGUUCGAGUGUUUCUCCUCUGACGCAUCUGUUGCCAUACCAUGGCCCGGCAUAAAAGCAAGCGGGCCCCACGAGAGUUCGAAUAAACCGCUGCCUUUCUCACUAUCCACUUCUUUAUCAUUAAGCCAAGAUUAUUUCUUGGACUCGAUUACCAAAGGGUCGUCGUCAGCGUACGCCACCUGGCCAGAGGAGAAGCUUCCGAUUUCUUCUAGUUUGAUGUCUGGAAUUAGCAAAUCCCAGUACAGAUUUUUCAAGAAUUCGUGCCAGAGUUCGUCCGACUCUCAUGCGUGGGGCCUAGUCAUUGUUACAUCUGGAUGGGAUGGAAGAAUUAGAUCGUUCCAUAAUUACGGUUUACCAGUAUCUCCUUAAGCCGAA
Messenger RNA from Erythranthe guttata (spotted monkey flower), 2379 nucleotides. RefSeq lists its product as uncharacterized. NCBI's taxonomy places the organism in Eukaryota, Viridiplantae, Streptophyta, Magnoliopsida, Lamiales, Phrymaceae. Gene Ontology annotation, molecular function: protein binding. The record is from RefSeq and is a predicted model, not a curated record.